CAAUCAGAUGUACGAUUAACAGAAUCAACGACACGUGAGACAGCCAAAAUUCUCUCGAUAAUACUCCGUAAUUUUUUUCUAGGGUUCUUACGUUUUCCCCCAAUUCACUCCGUACAAAUUCAGAUUUUCCCCAAAAAAUCCGCGAAAUCACAAUAAACCAAUCGUCGAGAAAAUUCGAUUAUUUUGGGAUUUUUUUUUCUAACUAGUAGCAGAAGAAGAAGGUGAUUUCAAUUUUGAGAGUGAAGCAAUCAAAUUGAAAUGGGGAAGAGGAAAGAGAGAAGAUUAGCUGCGAAGAUUGGUGCUGGUCGCAGAGAGAUUUGGGUGGCACCUCUGCAAAAGAUGAAGAUGGAAAGGAUGUGGACAGCAAACAUGAUCCUGAGUUGUCAAAUUCACCCUCUUCUUCAGGUGGGUUCUGUCGGUUUUCUUCAAAAGGAUUUUGUAGAGAAGGCAUGAGUAUACGACAUUGUCUUCAUGGAAAUAUGGGUUUUUGAUAUAAGAAAUAUUGCUUUUCCUUCCAAGUAUCUGUUUUCAGAAUGUAGAGUGGCUGUGGUGUUACUAACAUUCACUGGUGAGAUAAGCCCUGUCCUGCCACUGUGAUACAGUGAAUGUCUUCCUACAUGUAAUGCUGUUUCAGGCAGCAUCGCAGCAUUAUGGAGAAUUGCAAGGGAAAUAUUUUCUUCGGUCAACCACCAGAGAACCCUCUAUCACUGCUUGGUCAAUAUAGUGAUGAUGAAUUGGAUGAUGGAUUAAAUGAAGAAGCUACUAACUCGGAUGAUGAUAAACAGGCUAAUGACUCUGCCUGCGAGCCAUUUGAAGAGGGGGAAAUUGUUGACAUUGAGGACCAUUCUUCUCUAACGGCUCACAAUUUGGGUGUGGGGAAAGAUUCUGUCUCUGCAAAUGCUUCACCAAUAGCAGAGGCUGAUGCUGUGAAGAGUAAUAUGGUUAGUUCGGACGAGAAAGGUCAUGAAGGUAUCGAGAACAAAGAUCAUGUUCCUGUGGCUUCUGAUACGAAAACCUCUGAAGGUAGGAGUUCCACAUGGAAAAUGGUGUUGCAUGAAGAGAGCAACAGAUACUAUUACUGGAACACCGUUACUGGAGAAACCUCAUGGGACAUACCUGAAAGUUUGGCCCAGGAUGCUGCAUUUCCUAAUGAACUUGAAAUUUUGGGGACAGAUAUGAAAGUGAAUGCAGCUCCAGCUGCUCCAGCUUCUUUUGGAGCAAAUUUGGAUAACUAUUCGGCAAGUCAAGGUGUAGGGUACACUAGUGAAAUUUCGGGUCUGAAGGCCAUGUAUGAACAAGGAUCGAUGGUAGAUCAAUCUCUUGGGCAAGCUGGAGUUGAUGGAAGUCAGUUUUUGGGGGGCUUCCCUGUAGUUGGUGCAGUUCCUUAUGGAGCCUCCUCUCUUGGGAACUACUCUUUAUCUGGACAUCUAGAUCCUAGUGGUGGGAGUUUAGCUGCCAGUAGUUAUGAGGGACAUGAUCAGAGUGCAUUAACCACAGAACAAGGGGCUGUUGAUCUUCCUUCACAACUUUUGAAAAAUGGUGAAUCAUUGCUAGAGAAACUGAAGCUACUGCAAAGGUCUGGGGUAGACUCUGUUGAACAUGGUUGGUUAUCCAAAUAUAUGUUGGAAAUUGAGAUUCGGCUUUCUGAUAUUAGGUGUCUUUUACCCUACGGGAUGUCAUUGGUUCCGUUUUGGAUGCACGUGGAAAGACAGUUAAAUCAGCUUGAAAAUGCUUUCAACACUGAAGUUGGGAACCAUAAUAAUAAAGUUAGUGUAUUGCACGUGUCAACUGAAGGAAAGGAGGCUAAUCUGAAAGUUGGAGGGGAAGCUGAGGUGGAUGCUAGUAUGAGAAAGCUGUCUCCUGAAAAUUUUGUUGAGGCUGUGCACAAUGUGGAUACAUCAGUGAUGGCUCAGAAAGAUAUACAUGAUAAGGCUUUGGAUGAUGGCAUCUCAAAUGUUCAGCAAUCUUCUCUACAAGACCCUCCUGGACAUCAGCAUUCUGGAAUUGAAGGUGAUAGAGAAUUCGAUGAGCCUGCAGUUUAUGGCAAAGCGACUCCGAAUUUCGAAUUUCAAUCUAAUGAAGAUGUGGACAUGGAUAUUGACAUGGAAGUUGAAGAUCAAAGCCCUGCAAGGAAAAGGAUUGUUGAUAUUGGAGAUCAAUUGGCAGCCCAUUCAGGGGAAUUAGUUCAGACAAAUGUUCCAAUGGCAGGGAUUUCCCCAAUACCAGAAAAUGAAUUUUUUAUUCCACCUCCUCCACAAGAGGAAUGGAUUCCCCCACCCCCCCCUGACGAGGGGAUUCCUCCUCCCCCACCUGAUGAACCUCCCGAGUCUCUAUACCCACCACCACCCCCAUCUGAACCAGAACCAAUGCCAUCUAUGUAUAGUGAACAACACAGUAAUACUUACAUAGAUCCCAGUGGGAACUAUUAUGGAAACACAAUCACAGAUUCAACAGGCACAGUUUUUUAUGAGCAUGCUGAUGCAAGUCAGAUAGCUGCCCUUGCUCCCCCAGCUUAUUAUGCUGCCGCCUCAAAUGCUCAGUCCACUCCUGUGCUAAAUCCUGUUGAUUCUGCAGUGUACUAUGGUGUUCCUAAUGGGGCAUUGCCAGUAGUACAUGUGCCCACUACUAUGGGACCUUCUAAUCUCCUGGAAGCACCAGGUCAUUCAAAUUAUGAUCCUCCAUCUUCUGAGCAAGUUGGGACAGUAGAUGCAGUGGCAAGGGCAUCUUCUUUGUCGAAACAAUUUGUAGACCCUGUUGCCCCUGAUGCUGAGCCUGAUAUUGCCCCUACUCAAUUGUCCUUAACUUCUGUAUCAUCUGCUCCAGCAACUGUAUCCUUAAAAGAUUUUGCUUCAGCUCCCUCUUACAGUGCUGCUGCUACUUGUGUUACGGUCACGGGUACAUCUGUUGCUGUUCCUGAUGCAUCUGCUGCAUUCUCAAAGGUGCAGCCUAAAGCUGCACGAAUGAAAAAACCAAAGGUUUCUGUAAAUUCUUCUUUAAGGUCUAACAAGAAAGUGUCCGGUUUAGUUGACAAGUGGAAGGCUGCAAAAGAGGAGCUACAGGAAGAGGAAAAAGAGGAACGUAAAACUCCGUUGGAAAUGCUUGAAAAGAAGAGACAACGAGAAAUAGAGGGAUGGCGUGCCCAGCAGAUUGCAAGUGGAGAGGCUAAAGAAAAUGCAAAUUUCCAACUGCUUGGAGGUGACUGGCGUGAACGCGUGAAGCGCAAGAGAGCUCAGAAAGCAGCUGCUGUGGGGACAACCUCAGACAAUGCGGAUGAUGGAUCCAAGCAGCCUGAUAUGAAUGAACUUUCAAGAGAUCUUUCUCCUGGGUGGCAGGCUUAUUGGGAUGAUUCGUCUAAGCAGGUUUACUAUGCUAACUCAAAUACCUCAGAGACUACUUGGACUAGACCAACGAGAUAGAGACUCCAAUCAAACUCGAUCCCUUUUGAUUGUUAUUGUAAUUGUGCUGGCUCCUUGUUAGUAUCAGAGGGUAUUGCUCACUGUAUAUUAGGAUUUUACGCAGUUGAUUUUAGAUUGAUAGUUACGCUGUACUCUAAAACAUCUUGAAGGCAAUUUUCCCACAGCCUACAUUUUAAUGCAAAUAUGUUUUGAUCAAA
Chenopodium quinoa (quinoa) is the source of this 3613-nucleotide messenger RNA. Its product is annotated as formin-binding protein 4-like. The record is from RefSeq and is a predicted model, not a curated record. The transcript has 10 exons. Lineage: Eukaryota; Viridiplantae; Streptophyta; Magnoliopsida; Caryophyllales; Amaranthaceae. Gene Ontology annotation, molecular function: protein binding. Bases 651 to 3416 code for a protein of 921 amino acids.